This is a messenger RNA of Neurospora hispaniola, 1203 nucleotides long. RefSeq lists its product as uncharacterized. The record is from RefSeq and is a predicted model, not a curated record. NCBI's taxonomy places the organism in Eukaryota, Fungi, Ascomycota, Sordariomycetes, Sordariales, Sordariaceae. The coding region runs from base 1 to 1203 and encodes 400 amino acids. The transcript has a single exon.
AUGAAGUCUCACGUUUUUCUCACCUUAAGCGCCGGCCUCACCCAGGUCCUGGCCGCGCCCUACAUCGAGAGAUCUACCCGUGAGCUCACUGGCCACAAAACCAUCACUACCACAGCCAGCGCGGAGUUCCACAUCGAUGGCUUGCCGGGUAUUCCUAAGCCCAUUUUCUCGACUGAUACUCACCAGGGGCACGCUCAUGCCACUGAGACUGCCGCCGCGGCUGUGCCUACAGGCGGUUACGGCGCCAGCAACACCGCGACCGAGUCCGACUCCGAGACUGAGAGCAUCGUGACCGAGGUCGAGACCGACAUCAAAAGCGUUACCAUCGCGGCCUCCGCCGAUGCCAUCACGGCUUCUGUCUUCACCAACUCAGCCGCCGCCUUCGUCCCCAAAGCCACCAUCACCGUCACCCCGGUUGUUGUCACCGUCUCUGCCGAUCAUAUUAGCCACAGCAGCACUUACGGUGAAACCUCAAGCAACCUCGUCCGCCCCCGUGGUCUCCAGGUUGAGCAGCAGGCUGCCCCCGAGAAGCAGUACACCACCUUGACCUUCACUUUCGGCACCAUGGCCACUACCUACACCCUGUUGCUCCCCAACAGCGGUGACGUCACCGACACUCCUGCUCCCGUCAUCCGUCCCACGCGUAGCUACCCGCUUGCUCCUCCCUCCGGAACCUGGACCGAGCAGAACACGAUGGUCACCAGCACCAUCCUCGGCGUCCACCGUCGCUCUGCUCCCUCUUCCCCCGUCUCGCCCAUCGAGACCAGCGUCUCCAUCGCCCCAGGUUAUCACGUCCUCCCCAUUCCCGCUCCCGCCCCGAAUCCGCUGGAGGAGGCCGCCCUCAGCGUGACCACCCCCGCCCCGUCCAUGCCUCGUCCCAAGGAGCAAGUCCGCACUACCAUCCUCAACGGUGGCGAGGGUGCUGUCGAGCGCAUCUCCAAGGUUGGCAAAGGCGUUCAGGCCAAGCAUCUCGAGCACGAGGGCGUUCAGGCCGGCAAGCAGAACGAUGCCAACGAUGAGCCCGAGUCUACCCAUGACUUGUCGUGGUACUUCACUGCGAGCUAUACCGAUGACUCUGUCACGCUGACGAUGCAGCCUUGUUAUUACGAUUGGCAGUGUUGGCCGGAGCCGAGCUCCUCGAACACGGAGGUUUUUUUGCCGGGUGUUGAUGGCGGUAGGGUGGCUGUCCCGACUCAGAUUUGA